AUGCCAGCGACUCUCCCAAGUCCCCCUAAGUCAAAUCCCAGCCCCGUGCCAGACCCAGGAGAUGAGGACUCUAAUGAUGACGAUGCGUCUACAAAGGAAGCCAAGUCAACUGUAACAACUACAGGCCCAGUGUCAAGGGAAGAGUCAACCACUAUUACCAGCGCCAAAUCAACAUCGGAGAUAACGACUUCGGAAACAACUGCAGAGUGCACCGUCACUGAAAUUCCCCAAUGUACAAAGACCAUCUCGUAUACCACCAUGUCCCAAUCAGUCACGAUUACAGUAACCACGACAUUGGAACCUGAAUCCCAUUGGGUGGGAUAUGUUGCAGAUUCCCAACAAGGCCCCUCUAAAGCCGAACUGGACGAUCCUGUCGAUGAAGAGACGGAGGAGUAUCUUGAGGACUUUUUCAAGGAACACGAUCUUCUCGUGGACUAUGAAGCCGAAGAUGCUUCGCCCGAGUGCAGCACUGCCUCCUCAGUUCUUGACCUUACAUGUUUCUCUGAGACCUUGCCAUCGUUUUGCACUCACAUCGUCACUAGUGAUAACGAAACGCUGGUUGAGAAUAUUACGGUGAAGGCACUGGAGUCUAGCGACAAAACAAAGCGACAUGGGCAUGCGAGAUUUCUGGGAAUGAACUCGAAGGUGAUGAGACGUGGAAGCAAAUGUGACGGUUACUCGAUAGAAUUCAGUUGGGAACUCGGUUCCAUCGACGGAUGCGUACAAGAUUGUCUUGGAGCCAUGUCGAAGCUGGCUCUAUCAUGUGGCUUGACCGGUUCUCGCUCAGACGGCAUCAGUGACAGUGGAAGUCUUGUCGUUGGCUGUGGCAUAUAUAGCUACAGAGUCGUCGAGGACUACCAGCAUACGAUUACUGAAACUACAAGUGAUGUAGCAACAGCUACCGCGACAACAGAGUCAACUUCUUCGGAGGCAACAGCAACCUCUUCUUCUAGCGGCACAACGUUCACCACCGACGAGGCUACUACCACAAAAGCGGCGACUACUUCGGAAGAAGCAACCUCAAGCACAGAAGAUGCCGAUGCGACCCCCACAAUUGAUCCCAACUACCAGCCCCUGGUACAGCAAGACCCUGAAUGUCUCGAACCGGCAGAUGGAGAUCACGGCGCCAUUGAUCCAGGUACUCAAGAUGACUAUGCUGAGGACUUUAGCAGCCAGGAACCAGAUGGAGGAUGGGAGGCUGGAGCAGAUAUCCAGCAUUCUUAUAAGGAAACAUCCCAUGGUGUUGUCUACGAGUACAAGGUCAACUGGGCCCAAGACUGUAUUACUGAUGGAGAUACCCAAGAUAUCAGAUGGCCUUUGGGUCAAGCUGGUGAUAUUACUGCAUACUCGCUCAUGAGGGAUGCUUUUGAGAAAUGCAACAACGGCGGCAUUGGUGGAUCGAUUCAAGCAGGGUGUUUGGUCUACACUUUUAAUGGUUAUGAUGAGUAG
Fusarium odoratissimum NRRL 54006 is the source of this 1449-nucleotide messenger RNA. RefSeq lists its product as uncharacterized. The record is from RefSeq and is a predicted model, not a curated record. NCBI's taxonomy places the organism in Eukaryota, Fungi, Ascomycota, Sordariomycetes, Hypocreales, Nectriaceae. The transcript has 3 exons. The coding region runs from base 1 to 1449 and encodes 482 amino acids.